AUGGAAACCGAAACGCCCGAGCAAGGCGAUACUUUUGCUAUGCAAAUCGAUCCGUCUUUGAUGGAAGGAUUGCGCGAUUUGGAUCCUGACGAUCCAAACUUUCAAUCCCAAGAAGCAUUUGAGAAGCUUGCCAUGCUGAAGCUUCCUGCUGGAUGGAAGCGUAACCCCGCCAAAACUCCUCCGUAUAUUCACGAGGAUGGACGUGUCAGUUGGAAGAAUCCUGCCUGGGAGCAAAUCAUGGCAAUUGCUGCUGCCAAAACUCAACAAACUUCUAAGACUCCCGACUUGACACAAACAACCAUGCAAGAUAGUGGAUUGAUCAAAAAGUAUCGCCGCAUGAUGAGCUGCGGCAUUGCUGUCAAUGCCAUUCGCAACACUGCUCGUAUCGAUGGUAUGGAUCCUGAUGCUGUUACUCUUGCUUUGUCCACGGAUAAUCCUUUGGAACAGGAAAUCAACAAGCCAGCAGCUGCUGUCUCCUCCUUGGAUGCUCAUGAACAACGAUACUUGAAAAAGUACAAGCGCAUGCUCAAGUCUGGUGUCCCUUCCCACGGUGUUGCCACUACCAUCCGCAUGGAUGGUUUCGAACCAUCUCUUGUAAUUGACGAACAAGAGGCUUGUGUCUUGGAAUCCCCAAAGUUUGAACGCUUGCCACAAAGCACUGCCCGCAAGUCGCAUUUGACCAACAAGUACCAGAAAAUGGCCAAGGCCGGAGUAUCUACCAAAGCUAUUAAGUCGGUCAUGAUUCGCGAAGAAGGAACCGUCGAUGAAUCCCUCUUGGCUACUUUGGAUGAUGACACAAUCAACGACGAAACUCCACGCUACUUUUCUCCUACUUCAGAUGGCGGCGUUGAGUUCCACUUGGAUAAUGCUACCACUGGCAAGGAAUCCCACUUGUCCCUAUUGGUCCGCAAAAUGGCUCUCACUGUCAAACGUAGUGGAAAAAAUAGUAUCGUUCAUCAGGGCAACAAAACUAAGACUCUCAAGGUAGAAGGCAAGGAUCUUUACGACGCGUUGGGGGGUCUACGUGGAGUCCAGGUCGCUCGGGAUCUCUACAAUCGUACUUGUCAUAAUGAUUCGACCCACAAAGUAAUGUCGGAGCAAGAGAUUUGUUCCAAGCGCAAGCCAUUGCUCGAACUUUGGAGUAGCCUUGGGAUUCGAGCCCCCACUCGUCCCAAUGGCACGGUGGACAUUUCUGGUUUGGACGAUUUGGUCGAAUUCAUUGAAAAAUCCAAUGAAAACAAACUUGGAGCCAUUAAAGAAUGUGUGAAAGAUGGCAUGUGUGACUUUGACUCUCUAGGCGAAUUGUACAGGCCUGGUACUCGUGUGGUUGCCAAGCAUGUCUUUGCUUCCGGGGUCGACAUGGUUUGCGAAGUUGCCUGGAACCGAUACGAACAAGGAAAGACCUUGUUUGGAGUCACCCGUACCUUCAAGGUGUGCUUCCAAUUCCUCGUGGCAGUCGGAAAGCACUUUACUCUUUGCGAAUACGUGCAUGGAAUGGAGAACUUUGAAGGUCGUCGGUCCAUUCAGUCUUCUUUGGAUUUCGUGCCCCUCUCUUCCAUGAACAAUAAUAUAAAGGACGUUUUGGCCACCUUUCGCAAGAGAGGAGAAAAAUAUGCCAAGUGCGCUACUUCUCAAUCCUUCAUGGCGUACGAAAAAGGUUCCUUCUUUGCAAAGUCUGUUGGUCGCAAGGCUGCCUCCGCCAAUAAUUCAGCAUUGAAUACUUCUGGACGCGUCAUGGUCGAUACCCAGGGAAGCUACGAGGCUGGACAUAGUCUUGGUAUUGCUAGCAAUGAUAUGAUUAUCACCGCAAUCAAGUACAAGUACAAGGAGUAUAUGCUGCACCAGCGCAAGAUGGAACAAGAUGCAAAGAGUGGUUUGAAACAAUCCAACGACCAUAAUCUUAUAUUAUUUGAUGAUAUCCCCGAUGAUUAUUUGGAGAUGUCUUGGCCGGCUGUGAUUGGCUUUAGCUUUACCAGCAACUCGUGGGGGGAAGUUCUCGUUGACGGGUUGAGCGACAUCCAGUUCGAUGAGACCGUUUUUGACAGUUUGGUCCUCCCAGCCUCACGCAAACGCAUGGUCAAGGCUUUGGUCCGUCACAGCAGCGAUUCCUUCCAAGAUAUUAUUGCUGGCAAGGGAGAAGGCUCUGUUUUCCUCUUGUAUGGUCCUCCAGGUGUUGGAAAGACGCUUACUGCGGAGGCCAUUAGCGAGAUGCUCCACCGGCCACUUUACACUGUAUCCCUUGGACAGCUUGGUACCACUCCUUCUGAGUUGGAGACCAAGCUGGGCGAAAUUUUGGACCUCUGUCGGCGCUGGGAUGCUUUGAUUCUGCUUGAUGAAGCCGAUAUCUUUCUCGAAAAACGUACCUCUACUGGUUCCUUGGAGCGCAAUGCCAUGGUCAGCAUCAUGUUGCGCCUUGUCGAGUAUUUCAAGGGCGUCCUCUUCCUUACAAGCAAUCGAGUCGACACUUUGGAUCCUGCAUUCAAGACUCGCAUCACCUUGGGUCUCCGUUACGAACAGCUCAACUCUGAUGCUCGCCUGCAAGUUUGGAAGAACCUCCUUGGUGCUUCCGGCUACGCGGCCAAGUUGGGCGCUGACAAGGCGAUCGAUAUCGAAGAGCUUGCGAAACACCAGCUCAAUGGUCGCGAAAUCAAGAAUGCGAUUCGUCUUGCCAUGGCUCUUGCUCAGGAAGAUGACGAAGAUCUCUCCCAGAAACUCUUGCUCGAGACCAUUGAAACUUUGAAUGAUUUCAAUGAAAAGAUGAAUACUGCCGAAGCCUAUUAG
Cylindrotheca closterium is the source of this 2781-nucleotide messenger RNA. The record is from the annotation of a GenBank genome assembly. Lineage: Eukaryota; Bacillariophyta; Bacillariophyceae; Bacillariales; Bacillariaceae.